GGGAGGUGAAGGGGAGGGAGAAGGAGGAGGGGGAGAGGGGGUGAGAGAGGAGGUGACUCUCCGGCAGCAUUUAGACACAACGAAAGGAUCAUGGCGGAUGGCCCCAGGUGUAAGCGCAGAAAGCAGGCGAACCCGAGGAGGAACAACGUGACCAACUACAGCAAUGUGGUGGAGGCCGGCUCAGAAUCAGACGAUGAAGACAAGCUGCACAUCGUGGAGGAGGAAGGCAGCCUGGCAGACGGGGCCGACUGCGACAGCACCCUGCCAGAAGAGGAGCACCCCAGGGAGCGCUGCUGGGACGGAGUGAAGGAGGAUUGUGUGUCGGACGCUGAGGAUGAUGGGAGCACGGACGCACUAAUGGAGGAGAUGCUCCAGCAAGGAGACACGGCCGUCAUUUACCCAGAGGCCCCAGAGGACGAGCCUCAACGCCAAGGCACCCCUGACGCCAGCGUCCAUGACGAAAAUGGAACUCCUGAUUCCUUCUCUCAGCUGCUCACCUGCCCGUACUGCGCGCGUGGCUACAAGCGUUACAGCUCCCUGAAGGAGCACAUCAAGUACCGGCACGAGAAGACCGAAGAGAGCUUCAACUGCCCCGAGUGCAGCUACAGCUUCGCAUACCGCGCUCAGCUGGAGAGGCAUAUGACGGUCCACAAGGGUGGACGGGAUCAGAGACACAUCACACAGUCGGGAGGCAAUCGUAAAUUCAAGUGCACUGAAUGUGGCAAAGCAUUUAAAUACAAGCACCACCUGAAGGAGCACCUACGCAUCCACAGCGGAGAGAAACCCUAUGAGUGCUCCAACUGCAAGAAGCGCUUCUCUCACUCAGGCUCGUACAGCUCCCACAUCAGCAGUAAGAAGUGCAUCAGCGUCAUCUCAGUAAACGGCAGAGCUCGCUUGGGGAACGCCAAAACCCAGACCCAGGCUCCAUCUCCAGUGCUGCCCACGUCACCUUCAGUCCUCCGCACUCAGAUGAGGGAGAAGCUGGAGCACAGCAAGCCACUGCAGGAGCAGCUGCCACUCAAUCAGAUCAAGACUGAGCCUGUAGACUACGAGUACAAGCCCACAUUGAUGACAUCCGCAGCUAUGGCGGGUAUGAACGGCGGAGUUUUCAACGGAGGUGCUGCAUCUCCUCUGCAGGGCACAGUGCAGGCUGUGGUCCUCCCCACUGUGGGGCUGAUGUCUCCCAUCAGCAUCAACCUGGCAGACCUGCAGAAUGCUCUCAAAGUGGCGGUGGAUGGAAACGUCAUUCGCCAGGUUCUGGAAAGCAAUGCCAAAGGUCAGUUGCAGAUGAACUCGGGAUUAACCACUGGAAUGCUCCAUCCUUCACAGCAGCAACUCAUCUCAGCCAUCAGUCUGCCUAUUGUGGGUCAGGACGGGAAUGCAAAAAUCAUUAUAAACUACAGUUUGGACCCAAACCAGGGCCAGCUCACUGCCUAUAGCAUGAAGAAAGAGCCUGAGGCCACCUCACCAGGCCAGGCUGCCACUGACACCUUCAAAUCCCAGAAACUCCCAGAGGAUCUAACCAUCAAAGGCUCCAGGCUCAAUGAGACUAAAGAAAAAGAGGAAAAGACCACUAAAACCUGUCUCCUGUGUGAUAACUGUCCCGGUGGGCUGGAAUCACUCCAUGCCCUCAAGCACUGCAAGGAUGGCCUCAGGCUGAAUGGUCUGGAUAAGUCUGAAUCUGCUGUUGCUGCCUUGCUGUCAGAGGGAGGGCUCUGUAACCAGCCCAAGAACCUCUUGUCCCUGCUCAAGGCUGUUGCAUUAAAAGCAGAGCCCACCAAGGAUGAGCUGGCCAAGAUCUCUGACUCAGUCAGUCUGCCAACUCAUGUGGUAAAGAAGUGGUUUGACAAAAUGCAGGAGGGUCAGAUAUCACUGGGUGCUCCAACACCUCCCUCAGAGGAAGAGGACACCUGUGAAGUUAACAGUGUGGUGUCUCUGGUCCAAGGGAAGGACAAGUGCCCCUCUGUCACCCAGGACAGCCCUACAGAAGCCACUCCAGCGGAGUUCAACGGUGCCCACAGCUCGCCGGCCUCUCCCUCACCACUAAACCUGACAGCUGGCGGUCCUGUCCCAGCCCAGCCUUCCCAGAGCACUGAGGGACCCCUAGACCUGUCACUGCCAAAGUCCGCCAGAGAGGAAGCAGAGAGAGCAGUGGCUAAAGCCUGCGUUAACUCCUCCCCUUCCCUCCGCUCUACCAAUGUGGAUGAACCCCUGAACUUAACUUGCACAAAGAAGGAGGCAUCGCCAUUCUCAGCCAUGGGCCUCAGCCCCAUCGCACUGUACGCCAGCCAGCAAAGUGCCAAACCCCUCAACAUUGUGACCACAAUGCAAUGCCUAAGGGCGCUUUCCACUAACAACAAACAGACUAUCCUGAUCCCCCAGCUGGCUUACACCUAUACCACUACAGCAAACAGCCCUGCUGGGACCCAGACGCACGAGACUCUCCACCUCAACGGAAUAAAGGAGGAGAAGCUGGACCCGGGGUCUGACGGCAUGUCCACCGUGGAGGAGCAGAACGACUCCGACUCGGGCCCACAGAGGAAGAAAAUGAAGAAGACGGACAGCGGCAUGUACGCCUGUGACUUGUGCGACAAGAUCUUCCAGAAGAGCAGCUCGCUGCUGAGACACAAAUAUGAACACACAGGGAAACGACCUCACGAGUGCGGCAUCUGCAGCAAGGCCUUCAAACACAAACACCACUUGAUCGAACACAUGCGGCUCCACUCGGGGGAGAAACCCUACCAGUGCGACAAGUGCGGCAAGCGCUUCUCACACUCGGGAUCCUACUCCCAGCACAUGAACCACCGCUACUCCUACUGCAAGAAGGAGACGCAGGGUCAAGGAGAAGGCCGCGAAAGCCCCGAGGACGAUAGUGAGGCCCGGGCUGAGAUGGAGGCGCUGAGCCGGCUGCAGCAGCUCCUCGCCCCCUCACAGUUAGACUUGGACGAGCGAGGGAGCAGCACCAGAGACGACGAGGACAGCGAGGAAGAGGAGGACGGUGCAGUGGACAUGGACGACAUCCAGGUGGUGCAGAUAGGGGAUGAAGGAGGGGAUGAGGAUGAGGAAGAGAGGAAUGAGGAGAGAGUAUUAGUGGAGGGAGGAGGAGAAGAGGAAAAGACAGAGAUGGAGGUGGCUGAGGAAGAAGAGGAGGAAGACACAAGGCAGGAGGAGGUGCUCAGCAGCAUUCAGGAAGAGGAGGAAGUCAAGAUGCGGGAAGAGGAGGCGAUGGAUACAGAAGAAGGGGUGACGGAAGAGGGGAAAGAAGAGGAGCAGGUCACAGAGGAGAGUGGAGGAGAAAAAGACAGUGAGGCGGUUUCUGAAGAGCAGAAGGAGACGCCAGAGGAUCGAGGAGACGCUGAGUAAAAGAGGAGUCACACUCCUCCAUGGGACACAAUCAGAUUCCUCCUCUCCCCGUGCAGAGGAAGAACGCAGGAGAUGAUGUCUGGUCACUCUGACAGUCCGUUUCAGUUCACUACUGUGUAGAAAAUCCAGGUGUGCCUGAAAAAAUACUAGUGACUUUUCCGCAGGAGAGCGAACUCUCACUGUAAGAAAAAUCAAUUUGUAAAGAAGAAGAUGAAGACGAACACAAAUUUUAACAAACGAAGGAAAUGCAUUAUACAGACUUUGGAAGCUAGAGCCGACAUGUUUUAGAUAAUGUUUUAUUACUAAAACACCUUGGGUCAUUUCUUUUUAUCAGUGUUACUAAUUUUAUCACUCAUAUUUUAACCUUUAAAAGCUGUACAGUUGGGAGAUAUUUCUAUACCUUUUUAUUGCCAAUGAUCAAAAAAAAGUCAGUAUUUUAUUAAGUUGGAAGGAAAAUAAGAAUAAUCCUGUGCACUACAAGUGGCUUGGUUUACCUACGGAUUAAGCAGUUGUGUUGUCAGCCCUUCAGUAUUACCGCACUAGAUAUACCACGCCAUCACGCUAGCAGAAGUUAGCAUUUUGUUUCUUUGUGAUGUUCUUUCAAUUGGAUUGUGAGCCUUAAGAAGAAAAAUGUGGAGGGAGGGGUCCUUUUCCCUCAUGUACUUCCAUUUAGACUGUAGACUCAUUGUCUAAUUUUACAAAUCAGUGUUUUUUAAAAAGGUAAUAGUUUGACAUUCUGGAUAAUAAAGGUAUUUUCUUUUUUUGUUGAGAGUUAGAUGAGAAGAUAAAGACCACAUUCUGAUGACUAUAUGGCUACAGCCAGGUGCCGCUUAGCUUAGCUCAGCAUGAAGAACUGAACAAGGGGGAAACAAGGAAUAUAUUGCUGUGCUUUAAAGCAAACAAUUUUCCCCUAUAGACUUAGAUAGGGAAAAGGGACGUUUGUAAUUUGUUCCUAAAAGUUGUAAACUUUCUGUGCUCUGCUCAUGUGAUUGAGCCCAAGUCUAGCUAUGGGAGUUGGUUUUAAUAAUGCUAGUGCACUUUUUACUUUACAAAUAGUUACGCAAGAGCUGGGUAAGAUUAUACUUCUAAGUCACUUUUUAUGGGCUUCAUUAACUACUAAGCUUCUUUCAUAGGGAUAAACAGGAGCCCGCUUCCAAUGCUGGAUCUAGAUGUGCUUAUACAUCAAAGAAUGAAACAGCAAGCUAAUGCUAAAUCUAACAUGGCUAAAGCUACCAGUUACUUCCUACCUAUCUACUGCUUCCCACUCCAGUCCAGCAAGUUGCAGUAAUGCAUGCUGGACUCUUUGUGACUUCCAGACAAAGCAUGGCAAGCUAUUUUCUCCUAUUUUAAGUAUUUGCGCUAAAUAAAGCUAAUCAUGACCUGGCAAUAGCUUCACAUUCAGUGGUACUGAUCUACUCGUCUAAUUCUCCUGUAGGAAGCACAUAAGCAUAUUUUCUUGAAAUGUCAAACUAUUGCUUUAAAUGUUUGGAGCGAGCAAAAAGGGGUUGUAGAAAAUUGUCUGACCCUCACUAUGCCUACCCCGUACCCCGAGCCAUAUGCAAAUAAUCAAACUAAAACAAGACAAACAUGCAUAUCAAAAGUGCCAUUGAAUAUUGCUGUUGAAGCUUAGAAGAUCAGGUAUUGCUAGGUCCUAAAUCAACCAAUAAUGCCACCUAACCUGUGAGAGUAGAGUUUAGCCAAACUGAUUUUAGAGAAGUUGCUUUAAUUCAUGAGCAGAUAAAAGAAUUACAAUGCACAUUUGUUCAAAUGGAUGAUUAUGAAGUAUGAUUUCUAAUUAUUAACCGUGUCCUGCCUUUUCAAAGCUUAUUCAGUGCACUUGUUUAACACACCAUUAAAUGCUCAGAUGUCUCUUCAGGUAACAAAAUGUAGGCAAAUAAGAAUCCCAGGAGUUCAAUUCAACAACCUUUUUACCUGUCAGUAUUAUUUUUUGUCUCUUACAUGUUUUAUGUUCCGUUUCGUUGCGUGUGUACUGUAUGUUUUCAGCAAUGGCAGUAUUAUCCCCACCCAAAGGAGAUGGGUAUGUCUGUUUAGUCAUAGAGAACUUUUAUAUUUAUGUGUCUUAUUUUUUAUAUUUCUUUAUGGUUAUUUAUUACACUAUGUAGUGUACAAUACUGUAGUUUGUAUUAAUACGAUAAUAUAUUUUAGUAUGGAAAAAAAAGAUUCAAAGGCAAAUAACUACAAGCCUAGACAAAAGAGACUCCAGCAUACUGAAGUAUGUUUUUCGAACAAAUAAAAUGAAGUUUUUCCUUGGGAAAAAAAUUGCACCCUGCAAGCCUGAAAAUUUGAACCUGUGACCUCUGUGCAUCCAUUGUCAUGUUAAUUUUCUUUCCCCCUCUAAUAUGAAGCUACUGAACUUUUGAAAACUAAUCGUAUGUCUAAUAGCAUGAGUGUGGGCUGUUUUAUUGAAGGAUUAUCCUUAGCGACACAAACUGUCCUUUUUGCCAAGCCAAAAUAAUAUUGACGUUUGUUCUUAUGUUUUUAUUUGUGCCAAUUUGUUACUUUAUAUGUCAUUGUCAAGACCACGCCCACUUUUAUAUUCCCUUCCCCCUUUAACACCCUCAUCUUUUUUUAUAGUGAUUGUUUUUUGUUUGUUUUCCUUUUUUUUUUGUUCAUUUUUUAUGACUCCCCAUCUCACAAUAAAAUACAUCAAUUACAAGCUG
Molecule: messenger RNA, 6044 nt
Organism: Eleginops maclovinus (Patagonian blennie)
Lineage: Eukaryota; Metazoa; Chordata; Actinopteri; Perciformes; Eleginopidae
Gene: zeb1b
Product: zinc finger E-box binding homeobox 1b
Exons: 8
Coding region: 91-3363 (1090 amino acids)
Source: RefSeq, a predicted model, not a curated record